Molecule: messenger RNA, 1536 nt
Organism: Papilio machaon (common yellow swallowtail)
Lineage: Eukaryota; Metazoa; Arthropoda; Insecta; Lepidoptera; Papilionidae
Exons: 4
Coding region: 111-776 (221 amino acids)
Source: RefSeq, a predicted model, not a curated record
CGUAGCAGGAAAACCCCGAAGACCAGUGUGUGUGUUUGAUUUCGUUUAUUUGUUAAUUGUGUGACUGCAUUGUCUUUUAUUAUUAGAAUAUUACUCUUAUACCAACCAAUAUGUCUUCAGUGUGUUGUGGAACCAAAAAACAGAAAUUAAACAACUCGUACAGUAAUAAUGUUGAAAGACCUAUAAAUGGUUACCAUGAGACUGUAGCAAUUCCUGAUAUGUGUUACUUUUGUUUCGAUGUUUUGUAUUGUCAGCUGCAUAGUAUGGACCCACCACAAACUCCAAACUUUACUAAUGAGGCCUAUCCUUUGUUCGUAACAUGGAAAAUUGGCAAGGAGCACCGUCUUCGGGGUUGCAUUGGGACGUUUAAUGCAAUGCAUUUACAUUCGGGUCUUCGGGAGUACGCCAUAACUAGUGCGUUAAAGGACUCGCGCUUCUCACCCAUCACGCGGGAGGAGGUGCCGCGGUUGUCGGUGUCAGUGUCCAUCCUGCAGCACUUCGAGGAGGCCGAGCACUACCUGGACUGGAAGCUAGGCAAGCACGGCAUCCGCAUCGAGUUUGUGAGCGAGCGCGGCACAAAGCGCACAGCCACAUACCUACCUCAAGUUGCCACAGAGCAAGGUUGGGACCAAAUACAAACGAUCGACUCGCUCCUAAGAAAGGGGGGUUACAAGGCGGCGAUCACUGCCGACCUGCGGCGCAGCAUCAAGCUGACGAGAUACCAGUCGGAGGAAGUGUCCGCCUCUUACGGUGAUUACGUCAGCCAGCGCUGCUAGCACCCCGCCACCGGGGGGCGCUCCUACCCCUCGCCCCGCACAGACGAGCAAUCGUUUACAACUGCGAGUGCAAAUUACAAAUAUUGUGUUAAUAAUUUAGUAUCUAAGUGUACUACAUGUGUCGAUCAGACGGGCCGAUGUGAACACAGCGCGGUCAAAAGUACAAGAAGUCAGAAUUAUGCUCAAAGUGGUUCCGGCAUCGACGGGAGCGGCUUGUGUUUUGUCAAUAUCAUGUAAUAUUAAGCUAAUAUCACUGCCAACGACAUUCCUUUAAGGAAGAUUCGAGGUGCCAUCGAACUGAUUCACUGCAGUCUCCAGGGGUAUGUUAUUGUUUCUCUUAAACAGACGUCUGCCUUUGUCCACGCGAUUAUCGACUUUAAGUAUUCGCAAUAAAGCAUCAAUAUUUCUCAGUGCAUUUGCAGUUUUGUUAUAUUUGUGUACGUCAGUGGCGAAUUUGUUUUGAUUAUAUGUUCACCCGUGUGAAUCAUUAUACUUAAAAUAAGAAAUUAUGUUUCGAAGAACACAAUAAAUCAAAUGCUUCUGUUAUUUUAAUUGUGAAUUGUAUGGUUCCAAAGGCAGUUGUUCCGUUUCUGUUGAAAUGAAAUUUGAGGUAUUUCUCCAUCCAUUUACUCAAUUGAACAGAGUUUAUUAAUAAUAGUAAAUUUAUUUCUAUUUAAAUUCCUGGUUGUAGAGUAAAGAGAUGUCUUUUAUGCCAGAGAAUUUUUUUUAGGUUCUGUUAAAUAUAAUAUAUUUGAAGACA